Messenger RNA from Coccidioides immitis RS, 1143 nucleotides. RefSeq lists its product as uncharacterized. Lineage: Eukaryota; Fungi; Ascomycota; Eurotiomycetes; Onygenales; Onygenaceae. Bases 1 to 1143 code for a protein of 380 amino acids. The transcript has 2 exons. The record is from RefSeq and is a predicted model, not a curated record.
AUGCGCCUCAGUCCAUCAAAAUUGUUGCUCCUGGUAGCCUUCCCGCUUUUCAAGGCUAGCGUUGUUCCACACGAUAUUCCUAUCAGGCAACCCACAGGGCUCCAGACGCUUGAUAAUGAUCAUGUCCCGCAAUCUCAUAAGAUACGGGGGUUGUCCAGAAAUUCGCUUGCAGGCACGUUCCAGACUGCCCAUGGUAUCUUGAAGAACUCGCGGGCCCCUCCAAUCCGUCCCCCAUCUCGUGGACCCUCGCCGGGUCGUGGCGGAAAGCCACAGAAUGAGCCCUCUGUACAACACCCCCCCGAACCUAAAGCUCCGAAUUCACCGGGAGCCACGAUCGGGGAUCGAAUCCCAGAACCGGGAACACUACGGCCUCCACCUUCCGAUGUUGGAGAUUGGAACUAUUUUCUGAAAUCAGGCACCAACUCUCAAAAGUGGUUAGAUGCAGUUUUCAAAUCCAAACAAGCGGAUUUCACCCCCAUAUCCUGGGAGCGCGGAUAUAAAAGAGUCGACCAUGCACCGAUUUCUUGGGUACCGGAUGCGGAGGUACAGGCUAUCACUAAAUUGGAAUCUGGACCGGGUUACAUGCUGAUGAAUUAUAAGAGCGAGGGUGCGCCCACGAUUGCUUUCAACAAUAUCUUCCACAAAGACAAAGGGGCUAUCGUCGCGCUAGUUAACUUUAAAAGUCAAGAUGUGUCUGCUCCUGCUGUUCGACUGAAGUGGUCAGAUCUCAUGUGGCAAUCCUGGAAAGAGACUGCUGGAGACAAAGCUAACAGCCUGCGCUGGGUUGUGCAAGACAACAUCGUAAAUGCUCAUACAGAAUCCAUUAUGAUACAGGCACAUGGGAAGGUGGGAUUUCCCCCAAACAAAAACAUAGGGAAAUUCUGGUAUCAUGGUGCAGAUGACAGCAUGAAGGAAUCCUUUUUGGCCUUGGCAGGAACUGAUAACGUCAGAGGAGUAUUUCGCAUCGCAGCAAAUUACCGCAAUGAGUUAGAUAAUGCCUGGGUGAAGAAUAUAUACACCAUUAAGAGUGGACCCCAUAUUAUAGUGGAGUUGGGAAGAGGACCACGUCCGGCAAAGAGGUCCGAUAUCCAAGGAAAACACAUCCGUCACUCCUCAUGGAAAAAACAGCCCAUUACUAUUUAG